Lodderomyces margitis is the source of this 3126-nucleotide messenger RNA. Its product is annotated as DEAH-box RNA helicase. Gene Ontology annotation, biological process: mRNA splicing, via spliceosome. Gene Ontology annotation, molecular function: ATP binding; ATP hydrolysis activity; RNA binding. Gene Ontology annotation, cellular component: intracellular anatomical structure; spliceosomal complex. The transcript has a single exon. The coding region runs from base 1 to 3126 and encodes 1041 amino acids. The record is from RefSeq and is a predicted model, not a curated record. Lineage: Eukaryota; Fungi; Ascomycota; Pichiomycetes; Serinales; Debaryomycetaceae.
AUGAGUGGUGAAGAUGAUAUAACCCUGCAAAUAAAGCACAAACUAGCACUGUAUUUAAACAAGCCUGAGAAUGAGUCUUUGACAAAAACAGUGAUUGCGCAAGCUCAAGGAAAGACUCCCGAUGACUUUAUAAAGUUUACUCAAAUUAUUGGAUUAAAGAACGAUGAGCAUGCAAAGGACAUUUAUGAUAGUGUACAAGCUUCGAAGUCUAUUUUGUCGGCCACAGCACCUAAAAAGUCUCGACUCAAUACUCAAAAGUCUGGAAAACCUGCAAUUAGGCUAUCAUUUGAGGACGAUGAUGAUGAUAAUGAUAUGGACGAGAUUGUGAGUCCAAAUAUCAAAGUACAUUCCAAAGACAACACUCCCACUCAACCAAAGUUCAAAAAGCUUAGGAAAGAGGAUGCAGAGAAACUCAAAGAGAUGCCCCCUGGUGACGUGAAAAGAGAGUCACCAAAGGAAAAUAGUGAUUGUGAGUUGCCUCGUAUUCAAACUCACCGCCCCACAUCGAAUCAGCAGAAUGGAAGUCAAAAAUUGUCUUGGAAUUCAAGAGUAAAACAGCAAAACCUACCCAAUAUUUCUUCAAACGAAAGCACUGGUGGCUACUUCGACUCAAAAGGGGAGUACAUAGACUAUGAUCAUUCUCCUGGCAAUGAUUUCAAUCGCAUACCGAUAACUAGCCAUGUGUUGAUCCCCCCAUUCCUUGAAAAAGUAAAGGAACAUUUAACAUUGCAGAUAUCAGGCUCGAGCAUCAGAGGAGCAGGACCAACAGUUGAUCCAGUAAAGGAUUCCACUUCAGAGUUGGCAUCAAUGGCAAAGCAAGGGUCGUUGGUGGUGCAAACAAAAAGGUCGAAGCAGGAGAGGGCAAAACAAGUCAAAGAGAAAACAGGUGUAGCACAGAGUGAAAAAGUAGAAGAGCUUGGAGAGCAGCAGGAUGAGGGAGAACAAAAGAUUGAUUUUGAUAUCAUCCAGAAACAGAGGAAAAGUCUUCCAGCGUAUGCCGUGAAGGAUGAUGUUGUGUCAACAAUUAGAGACAAUCAAGUGACAAUAAUCAUUGGGGAAACAGGUUCAGGAAAAACAACACAACUAGCGCAAUUCCUCUACGAGCAAGGAUUAGCCACCACGACGACAGAUGAACGAAAGAUUAUCGGAUGCACUCAACCAAGACGAGUUGCAGCAAUGUCUGUGGCAAAAAGAGUCAGCGAAGAAAUGCAAGUGCAACUAGGAAAAGAAGUUGGAUAUUCAGUGAGAUUUGAUGACAAGACAGAUCCUCAAAAGACGGUUAUAAAGUACAUGACUGAAGGUAUUUUGUUAAGGGAGAUCUUGGCCGAUAAUACAUUGAGCGAGUAUAGCUGCAUUAUCAUUGACGAAGCCCACGAAAGAUCUCUCAACACCGAUAUCCUUCUUGGGCUAUUCAGAGGGUUGCUAACGAAAAGGCGAGAUUUGAAAUUAAUUGUGACUUCGGCAACAAUGAAUGCUGACCGAUUUACCAGAUUCUUUGGAGCAGCACCGCAAUUCACCAUUCCUGGAAGGACGUUCCCCGUUGAUGUUUAUUUCAACAAGAAUGUUACCAUGGAUUAUGUUGAAACAACAGUAAAGCAGAUCCUUUCCAUUCAUUUAAGCAAAGGAAGCGACCCCAAAUCCGAAUUUGUCAAUGAUGGUGACAUUCUUGUGUUUAUGACUGGCCAAGAAGAUAUAGAAAUCACAUGUGGCCUACUACGUGAAAAAUUAGAAAUGUUGGAGAACCCACCGCCUUUAGAGAUUUUGCCCAUUUACUCUACCAUGCCACAAGAAUUACAAAAGAGAAUAUUCAACAAGUCAAGUGUAAAAAAGAGGAAAGUUGUUAUUGCGACAAACAUUGCCGAAACCUCGUUGACAGUUGAUGGUAUCAAGUAUGUCAUUGAUUGCGGAUUAGUCAAAGUCAAGGUUUACAACCCCAAACUAGGGAUGGACACAUUACAAGUGGUCCCCAUUUCUUUAGCCAAUGCAGAGCAAAGAAGUGGUAGAGCUGGGAGAACCGGCGCUGGUGUUGCAUACAGACUAUACACGGAAAGAGCUACCGAUCCCCAAAAUAUGUAUCAGCAGCCUAUACCGGAAAUUCAGAGGACUAAUUUGAGCAAUACAAUGUUACUAUUAAAGUCGUUGAAUGUACAUGACAUCAACAAUUUUCCAUUUUUGGAUAGUCCCCCCAAGGAUUUGCUCAACUGUUCAUUAUACGAUUUAUGGGCAAUGGGUGCAUUGGACAACUUCGGCGAAUUGACUAAACUUGGACGUGACAUGAUUCAGUUCCCCAUCGAGCCCUCUUUAUCGAAGCUAAUUUUGUUGUCAACUGAGCUGUACUUUCGCUGUUCCGAAGAUGUGCUCACCAUUGUUGCUAUGUUGAGUGUUUCCAAUAUUUUCCAACGGUCAAAAGAAAGAGCCAAAGAGGCAGAUCUGGCACGAGAAAGGUUCAUUGUGGCGGAGUCAGACCACCUAACGCUACUUAACGCUUACACACAAUGGGAAACAAAUAUGAACAAAUUUGGCAGUAAUUGGAAUAGAAUCAACGAGUGGUGCAAUAGAAACUUUAUCCAGCAUAAAUCUUUGUAUCGCGCAAGAGAGAUUAGAAAGCAAUUGGCGUAUAUAAUGCAAAAGAAGAAUCUACCCUUCUACAGGGCCAAAAACGAUGAUGACAUUCGAAGGUGCCUAUGUGCCGCUUACUACCAUCAACUGGCUAAGCUCGUGAAAAUGGGAGUUAAUGGAACUCCCGAAUUUAUCAACCUACGUCAUAACUAUAUGAAGAUGUAUUUGCACCCUACUAGUGGGUUGUUGAACAGCAACUUGGGUCUGAACUUUGUCAUUUACCACGAUUUGAUCUUGACGUCAAAGGAGUACAUGAACUGUGUUACUUGCGUUGACCCCAUGUGGCUCCUAGAGUUUGGCUAUGUAUUUUACGGUGUUCCUGAAAGCUCUCGUGAUAAAUUAGUCGACACAAUGGGGAUCCACACUGGGGAGGAAUUCAAGCACCAACUUGAGAAUGAUCGGGUAUUGUAUGGGGAACGGAAUGCCAAAGCACAAACCUCCAACAACAAAGGGACCUCGACUACAAACAAAAAGAGUUUAUUGUUCCGAAAACGAAGGAGAAUGUAA